GUGUCCGGGUCGUGUCAGUGUUGUGUAUUAGGAAAGAAAUCUCGGCCUGACAGCUAGUAUGCCAGGCAUUAACAAAUCGGUGUCAGCCCCGGAUUUUAGGGAGCCAAACGACUUGCAGCUAUCCAAUGAAUCCUUUCGGGACACUCGAUACCACCCGGAACCCAGCUCGGAAGUUGGCCGGUUGCAGUUUGACGAUGCGGCCACCUCCUUCUCGAGGAUACACGCGCGAAUGGAGACUUCCACCUGCGCCUUCCGGAGCUAUGUGUUCGUGCUGCUGGGCGCCCAGGUGUUCCUCUCGUCGCUUCAGUGGAUGGGGGCCACCUAUCGAUGGAGACCACAGGUGACUCCGGCAGAGCGGAGCCUUUACUGCCUGCUCCUGCUGCUCUCGUGGACCAAUCUGACCCUGGCCUUCAUCGGCUUCCGCCGGCUGCAGUUCACCUUCCCGCUUAACUGGAUCAUAUUCGGCUGCAUUUUCGAGAGCCUUACGCUGCUGGUAAUGAGCGUGCGGCUCAUUGAGCAGGAUAUCACUUGGCCCUUUAUCGUGAUUAGCUUGGGUGUGCUGUUGGUGUACACGGCUUUGGGCUUGUGGGUGCCCGGCUACCUCACUGCCAACCUCUGGAUCCUCAUCCUCGUCAGCAUGAUAGUGCUCGUGGUCUCCGCCACGGCACUGGGCUGCCGCUUGCAGAUGCGUUUCUAUGUGCCACUCAGCCUCAGCGUGAUGAUAUUUGGACCCUGGGCCAUGUACAACUCCCAGCGCAUCUUUGUGCCCAAAAAACAGCCGGGUUACUUGGCUCACCAGUAUCUGGAGGCGGCCUCAAGGAUGUUCAUUAACUUUGCCUUCACCGUGGGCGGCAUUGUCUUUGCGCACGGCAUAGCGGUCAAUCACUUGGAUGUCAAGUGAUAUUCUGACGAGAAACCUGCAAGUUGGGCUUGAAUGAAAACUGGUGGAAAAGACACUAGUGAGACCACAGACAGACAGGUUUUAUUCUGAACCAGCAUAGACGUAGGCAGUCGUCUUCUAUAAGGAAUAACCAACUAAUCUGAUAAUAUAACCCUUAAAAUUCAAUAUUAUACA
This is a messenger RNA of Drosophila serrata, 1075 nucleotides long. RefSeq lists its product as uncharacterized. The record is from RefSeq and is a predicted model, not a curated record. NCBI's taxonomy places the organism in Eukaryota, Metazoa, Arthropoda, Insecta, Diptera, Drosophilidae.